AUGCCCAGACCGGGCCAGCAGGCCUACAGGGCAAAGAGGAAACUCGCCAACGACGCAGCGGCCUCCCCCAACCCGUCAAACCACAACGGAGACGACGACGAGGAAGGCGGCAACAGUGGGCCGUUCGGCCAGGCGCUCCCAAUCGCGGACCUGCCGGACGACUUUGACGGCGAAGUGCUCGAUGGCGCAACAUACUUAGCUGUUGCAAACCGCGAGGCAUCAAAGCUACCAUUCUACAAGCGCGUUGCUCCGCCGCGCGGCGCGACGGAGGAGCCGGCGAGCACGAAUGCGAGCGCUGGCCCGUCAUCGUCAGCCCGCCCCAAGGGGCGCCACCCUGCGCUGCCGCGCGAGUCGUGGGAAGUGACCUUCGCCGCGCACUUCACGGCGUACCGGGACAACCUGCAGCGCCGCUGGCCGCCGAGCCCCAAACUCCCUUAUCCGCCUAGCUACCCGCCGAUCCCCAAGGCCGCCGAGGUCACCGAGUGGAUGGGCUACAUCAACGGGUACAGACAGCGCGGGUCGAAGAAGUGGGGCGACCCCGACGUGUCGCGCUGGGGCGGGGAGGGUCGACGCGUCGACGACCACAAGGCGGCAAGUGGCGGCGAUGAAGAGGAUGAGGAGGAGGCACAGAACAACGCGGUUGCCACGCCGUCUGAAGAGGACGAGGUCAAUGGAGCUACCGACGAGCAGAUGGCUGUCGACGACGAGGAAGCGUUUAUGAACGCUCCACCCCCACCGGCGUCCACGACACCAGAGUACCCCGAUCCCAACGACCCCGCCGAGGUCGAGCGCAUCCGUCCGCGCGAGCCAUUGGUCUGCAUCGUGCAGUUCCUCGACACUCACACAAUCCUCAGCGUUAUCAAGCACCUGACGCGCUGGAUGACCGACUUUGUGUCUCGUCUCCCUGCAGAAAGAGGCGCGCCGUCGGCCAGUCCGCUCCCAGCUCGCUGGGCGCGCUGGGCGUUUGCGCUGCUCGCCGUGCUCGACCCCCACUUGUCCCGCGACGAGAUCUCGAUCCUGCGCGACUUUGCGCGCGCGUGUGCGGCCGUCGCGAGCUGGCGCUGGCGUCGAGCGCUCGCCCAUCCGGGCGAGCUGCCCAUCAUCCCCGUGUACAUGGGCUUCUCGCCUGACGAGCCCGCACCACAGCAGGCGGACAAGGACGAAGCGGCGGAGAAGACGGCCGCGCUGACCCGUGGCGAGACGGGUAACGGCGACGAUGAGGACGCGGCGCCGGGCUGGCGACUCGGCGCGCGCUGGAAACGUAUCCGCGACGUCCGCCCCCGCUCCGAGACCAACCCCGCGCCUGAGAGCGCCGAGGCCGGCCACGACGAGGGCGCGGUCGACGAGACGCUCGCACGGGCAUGGAUCGCCGCGUACGCUGUGGUCGCGGGCUGGGCGCAGUGGGACCUGCUUGACGACUUCAAGCGCGACUUUGCCAAGCUCGCUAGGGCUUAA
Messenger RNA from Vanrija pseudolonga, 1455 nucleotides. RefSeq lists its product as uncharacterized. Gene Ontology annotation, cellular component: nucleus; SMN complex. Gene Ontology annotation, biological process: spliceosomal snRNP assembly. The record is from RefSeq and is a predicted model, not a curated record. Lineage: Eukaryota; Fungi; Basidiomycota; Tremellomycetes; Trichosporonales; Trichosporonaceae. Bases 1 to 1455 code for a protein of 484 amino acids. The transcript is spliced from 3 exons.